Molecule: messenger RNA, 2207 nt
Organism: Apodemus sylvaticus (European woodmouse)
Lineage: Eukaryota; Metazoa; Chordata; Mammalia; Rodentia; Muridae
Gene: Trmt1
Product: tRNA methyltransferase 1
Exons: 17
Coding region: 197-2185 (662 amino acids)
Biological process (GO): tRNA N2-guanine methylation
Cellular component (GO): nucleus
Molecular function (GO): RNA binding; metal ion binding
Source: RefSeq, a predicted model, not a curated record
UGGCCCGCCCUCUUUGCCAACAUGGCCGCUUCCAGGCCCUAAUGCGUGAAGCGUGCACGGCGACUGGUUGGAUCCUGUGAGCCGAAGGGAGAAGCUUGUCCGGGUCUCUGUGUACGUGUGUGCGCGAGCGCACGGGACUCGUUGGAUCCUGUGAGCGAAGGAGGAAGCUUGUCGGGGCGGGUUGAGGCGCCCGCGGAUGUCCUUCGCGAGGACGGUCCUGUGGGUAAGCCGCCCUCUCCGUCCGGCCCGCAGCCUCUGUAGAGCUCAGUAUAUGGAACGGAAGGCCCAGGAGCCUCCCUCCCCACCAGCGAUGGAGAACGGCGCACGGUCCUGCGAAGAGCAUCCACCCGCGGCCCCGGUGGCGACUGUCACCGAGGGCGCCGCCAAAAUCGUCUUUCCCAGUGCCAACGAGGUUUUCUACAAUCCGGUGCAGGAGUUCAACCGAGACCUGACGUGUGCAGUGAUCACAGAGUUCGCUCGGAUUCAUCUUGGGGCCAAGGGAAUCCAGAUCAAGGUCCCAGGAGAGAAGGACUUGCAGAAAAUAGCUGUGGACUUGUCAGCUCAAGAGGAGAAAACAGCUGGAAAGAAUGAAAGUCAGGUCCCAAGAGACCAGCCUCGGACAGCUGCAGUUGGUGAGAUCUGUGAGGAAGGCCUGCGCAUACUGGAAGGCCUGUCCGCUUCUGGUCUGCGCUCCAUCCGAUUUGCCCUGGAGAUUCCUGGCCUCCAGUCUGUGGUUGCCAAUGAUGCCUCUGCCCGGGCCGUAGAGCUGAUGCACAGAAAUGUGGCACUCAAUGGCGUGACACAUCUUGUUCAGCCCAACCAGGCAGAUGCCCGGAUGCUGAUGUACCAACACCAAAAGGCACCUGACCGGUUUGAUGUCAUUGACCUGGACCCCUAUGGCAGCCCCGCCCCCUUCCUGGAUGCAGCAGUGCAGGCUGUGAGUGAUGGAGGACUUCUGUGUAUCACCUGCACGGACAUGGCAGUAUUGGCAGGGAACAGCGGAGAGACGUGCUACAGCAAGUACGGGGCCAUGGCCCUCAAGAGCCGGGCCUGCCAUGAAAUGGCCCUGAGAAUCGUGCUUCACAGCCUGGACCUGCACGCCAACUGCUACCAGCGCUACAUCGUGCCCCUGCUCAGCAUCAGCGCCGACUUCUAUGUCCGGGUCUUCGUCCGUGUUUUCACAGGUCAGGCCAAGGUUAAGGCCUCAGCCAGCAAGCAGGCCCUGGUGUUCCAGUGUGUGGGUUGUGGCGCCUUCUACCUGCAACGCCUUGGUAAAGCAUCAGAAGACUCUGGUGGCAGGAUCAAGUUCUCUGCAGCCUGUGGUCCUCCAGUGAGCCCUGAGUGUGAGCACUGUGGACAGAGAUACCAGCUUGGGGGUCCCAUGUGGGCAGAGCCCAUCCACGACCUGGACUUCGUGGGCCGAGUUCUUGAGGCAGUGACCACUAAUCCUGGCCGCUUCCACACUUCCUUGAGGAUUGAAGGUGUCCUCAGUGUUGUUACUGAGGAACUCCCCGACGUCCCUCUCUACUACACUCUGGACCAGUUGAGCAGCACGAUCCACUGCAACACACCCCGCCUCCUGCAGCUUCGGUCAGCUCUCCUUCAUGCUGGUUUCCGAGUCUCUCUCUCCCAUGCCUGUAAGAAUGCAGUGAAGACAGACGCUCCCCCUGAUGCUCUCUGGGACAUCAUGCGUUGCUGGGAGAAGGAGUGUCCAGUGAAACGGGAGCGGCUCUCCGAAAGCAGUCCAGCAUUCCGAAUUCUUGCUGUGGAGCCCAGGCUGAAGGCCAACUUCAACAUCCGGGAAGACGCCAAUCCCAGCUCCCGCCAGCGAGGGCUCAAGCGCUUCCAGGCCAAUCCAGAAGCCAACUGGGGUCCCCGGCCCCGUGCUCGGCCAGGGGGCAAGGCAACUGAAGAUCUAGCAGAGAGGCAGAGGCUGCUACAGAAUAAGCGGAAGGAGCCAGCUGAGGACCCCGCCCAGCGGGCAGCGCGCCUCAAGACAUUUCCUUGCAAACGAUUCAAAGAGGGCACCUGUCAGCUAGGGGAGCAGUGCUGCUACUCACACAGCUCCGCAGCUCCUGAGGCCUCUGAUGACAUCCCCAGCGCAGACUGUCCGGAGACCCCCACCCAGAUCGUCCCUGAGGCAGAGGCUGCGGGUGGGCGCGUUCCUGGGUCAGGUGUAGACUGAGACAAUAAAGACAUGUAGCCUG